This is a messenger RNA of Dermacentor silvarum, 1343 nucleotides long. Its product is annotated as thialysine N-epsilon-acetyltransferase-like. NCBI's taxonomy places the organism in Eukaryota, Metazoa, Arthropoda, Arachnida, Ixodida, Ixodidae. Gene Ontology annotation, molecular function: N-acetyltransferase activity. The record is from RefSeq and is a predicted model, not a curated record. Bases 148 to 687 code for a protein of 179 amino acids. The transcript has 2 exons.
UUUGGCUGUGAGGCUCUACUCGUGACGGCAGCACGCUUAACUGCUUACUUCCUCCUUUCCUGGCCCCUGGAGGCUUAGUGAUAAAAGAGCGCACACUUCAGUACCUGCAACCAAGUUUUUACAGCGUCUGCUCCGCAAGUCAGUUCGAUGGCGAAGUCAAGCGUAAGCGAUCGAGCAGCAGCGAACAUGUCGUUUAAGGUGCGACCGGCGCGACGAGAAGACGCGGAGAGCGUCCUGACCAUGAUGCGCGAGCUGAACGACUUCCAAGAGCUUCCGCCGGCCAUGAUCACGCUGGACGGGAUCCUGCGGGAUCUCUUCGACAGCGAGCGCCCUUUUGCCAGGGUCAGCCUCGCCGUCUCGCCUUCGCCGGACGGCGGCGAAGUCCUCAUGGGCCAAGUGAUCUACUUCGUCAUAUUCGACGCCGUGACGUUGCAGAAGCUGGCCUACAUCGAGGACAUCUACGUGCGUCCCGAGUACCGCUGUAAGGGCGUCGGCGUCGCACUGUGGAAGUCGGUGGCCGAGCACGGACUGCUUCGGGGCUGCGACGGCUUGCGUCUCGAGGUGCUCAGCACGAACAAGGAGGCCGUGGAUUUCUACGCCAAGCGAGGCGCCAAGGAUCUCGGUCCUGUAUACGGUUUCCAGCAUUUCAAGGUCGUCUGGGAUGCCCCCGAUGGAAUAAAAGCGUGAUGGUACACUCAGGACAGCAGCAGUGCAGCCGCACUCAAGGCCACGCUGCGUGUGUGCAGAAUCAAGGCUGUUCCUUUGAACAGUGCUGUACCAAACCUCAAGACCUCAACUGUGCAAUAGCAAUAGUGCAACCUCAAGCUGUGCAAUAUAACGCGUCCCUCGUCAACUCUCUGCCAUGCCAAACUAAAGAUUGUUUCCUGUAAUCAGUAUUGUGUCAAGACUAAAAGCCUGUACCUGAAGAACACGUCGUGCCUGAAGACGGUCCUUCAAACUGAAGACCGCCCUAAAGUGUAUUGGACAUGGGAAGAAUACCUGUACCUGAAUAAGGCAUCGGGGCGUAAGUCAAUACAAUAAUUAGACUGCGUGAUGUAGCCGCCUCAAGACCAUAUUUCUCUAAAUGUUACUUUAUACCAAUCGCUCAAGGCUUGUACCUGAAGACCGCACCCUGCCUCGAAAUUGUACCGCAGCCGGAUUCAAGACCCUACUAUACACAGACUGAGACUCCAAGCUGCAGAGCCGUGGCGUGCGCGUGUCCAUAUAUGUAUAGUGAAGGAAGAUGGAAGGCCAUGUCGCGUGUGCCUUCGCCCGAAGGUAGGGUCCGAUAGAGUGAAUUAUGUUGGUGAAUUCGUGAAGGAUAUAAAAUAAAAUGGAACGUA